Molecule: messenger RNA, 1120 nt
Organism: Lentinula edodes (shiitake mushroom)
Lineage: Eukaryota; Fungi; Basidiomycota; Agaricomycetes; Agaricales; Omphalotaceae
Product: cholinephosphate cytidylyltransferase
Exons: 3
Coding region: 249-1001 (250 amino acids)
Biological process (GO): CDP-choline pathway
Cellular component (GO): nuclear envelope
Molecular function (GO): choline-phosphate cytidylyltransferase activity; phosphatidylcholine binding
Source: RefSeq, a predicted model, not a curated record
CUCAGCUUCGUUCUUCGUAACUUCUGCUUAUUUAGACGAUUCUUGGUAUCUAAAUCCAUCUGCAUCUACAUACAUACUGGUUACACUUCAAGGUCUCCAGUCAUCCAACUCGUCCAACAUUGCAAGAUAAACACAAUAACAUUUCCACUUUUGGUAUUUUGCCAGGGCCGAUUCUCAUCACGUUCAGCUCUUAGCAUUAACAGUAAAGCCAUGAGGUAAACCCGCUUCCCUCUUGACCCAUAACCGCCAUGGACGCGUCAUCUCUCAGCGACGACCUUUCCGACUACGAUGUCGUAUCAGAUCCCGGAAGGCAUUCGCUAGAAUCUAGUAUUGCAGACCUUACUCCUAAUCCUGCCCCAACCAACGAACCGUCUCCCGUUCAGGAAGCCUACGACAAAUUCGCCACAAUCAGGCUUACUGCGAAUGACAUACAAGUGAACACUCGCACUAGUCUAGGGCUUGCUCCUGCAUCAAGUUCCAAAGCAGAUAGAACGGGUAAUGAUAACAGGACAAAGCGUGUUUAUGUAGAUGGGCUCUUUGAUGUAUUCAAUACAGGCCACGCCCUCCAGCUUCGUCAAGCCAAAUUAUCAUUUCCCUCCGUACACCUCAUCGCAGGUGUUUACUCCGAUGAAUUAUGCGAAUGUUACGGGACUCCUACAACUGUUCCUCACCUCGAAAGGUGCGAAAUUCUUCGACAUUGUAGAUGGGUAGAUGAGGUACUUCCGGAUGCUCCAUGGCAAAUUGACGAACAGUUCCUACGUGAACGACACAUUGAUUAUAUUGUGGUGGAAGAAGGGAUGACUGUUGAUCCAUCGUGUGACAAGGUCCGACUCAAAGGUUAUGAUGCUAUGAAGAGAAUGGGUAAGGUAAUACCCACAAAACGAACCUUAGGCAUAACCGUAGUGACUCCAGCCUCUCUUCCUAAUCCUGGUACUCCGAAAUCUCCUCCAAUUAUAGCUCUACUUUCGGAAGAAACUCCUGAACCCCUGGUAGAAUUCUAGUUCAAAUGUUGGACCUGCAUAUAUGUUCCAGUCCCCUGCAUUGGACAUACCUUUAGACCUUACUGCUUACUAUGUAUGCGUUCUUUUAUGUAAACACUAUCAUAUAUGUAACUCCUAUG